AUGACCCGCCGUAGCGUUACUUCCGAAGAUGAAGACCCUCUGACUCUCGCCAUUGCACCUCCACCGAAUGAGACCCCUACGCAACGAGACCAAAGGCUUGCCGAAGAGAAAAAAGCGAAGGAAAUAUCAGAUAGCAUUGACGAGGAGAUAAAUGUACAACGUUUGGCCGAGAAGAAGGAAAAUCCUGUCAAAGUCUUGCUCCUAGGCAUGUUGUCGGAUGUUAUUUCAUGUCAAAGCGAAUCAGGGAAGACAACAACCUUGAAGAAUUUCCAACUGAUUAAUUCUCCGAAAGCGUUUAAAGCCGAACGAGCGUCAUGGCGCGCUGUUAUUCAAUUAAACGUUGCCCGCUCAAUCCGUAUCAUCAUCGACGCCAUGACCAGGGCACAACAAGCUUCCUCGCCAAAUUCACCACUUGCACCUGACUCAUUGGACGAUAUAUCUAUAUUGGAUUCUGAAAAUGAAUUACCGACACUGACGGCAGAACAUCUCAAACUGAAGAUGCGACUAUCUCCACUCUUGCAGGUCGAGGAAUCGUUAUGGCGAAGAUUAUCACCAUCUAGUGCUUUUGAAUCCGAAACUUCCCAUCUUGCAUCUAUCACCAAUGUUCCUCACUCCACACGGCCAAAGGAGGUUUAUGUUCAGUCUUCCAUGGCCUGGAAAUCCACAUUUUCGCGAUUACUUUCAACAUCGACAAGAAGCAGUGUCGAUAGCGAUCCAGGUAUCGAUUUCGACGACCCUAAGGACCCUGGGGUUAUUUUGAACAACUGCGCGGAGGACAUGAUCAAGCUAUGGCAUGAUCCUACUAUCAGAAAUCUCCUGAAUGUUCUCAGAAUUCGCCUUGAAGACACACCUGGAUUCUUUUUAGAUGACCUUGAACGAAUCACCGAGUUAAGAUAUGUCCCUUCCGAUGAUGAUAUUCUCAAAGCGCGAUUGAAGACCAUGGGCGUCUCGGAGCAUCGUUUUGUCUUGAAAACAGGAAAUAUGGUAAGCCGGGAUUGGAGAGUAUUCGACGUUGGAGGGGCUCGAUCCUUACGAGCCGCGUGGGCCCCUUUCUUCGAAUUCAUAGAUGCCAUUAUCUUUCUCGCGCCUCUUUCCUGUUUCGACCAAUCUUUAGUUGAAGAUCCUUCUGUGAACCGACUGGAGGAUUCUAUCCUUCUUUGGAGAUCCAUUGUCUCGAACCAACUACUUCAAAAGACCGAGUUGAUCCUAUUUCUCAACAAGUGUGAUAUUUUGGAAGCCAAGCUCGAGUCAGGCAUUCAGUUUUCAAAAUGGGUUAUCUCAUAUGGCGAUCGACCAAAUACGUUCGAAGGAACCUCGAAAUAUAUGAAAAAGAAGUUUGGCACAAUACACAAACACAACUCGCCCACCCCCAGAACGUUUUACUGCCACUUCACAUCUGUUACGAUACUCGAAAAUGGUAUUAACGCACUGAACCCUACGAAUAUUUCCACUGAUGCUUUUUUCUUCCAUUCAGUGAAAGAUCUCAUUGUCAGGAAAAGCCUUACCGACAGCCAUAUGCUUUAA
Messenger RNA from Lentinula edodes (shiitake mushroom), 1524 nucleotides. Its product is annotated as G-alpha-domain-containing protein. Lineage: Eukaryota; Fungi; Basidiomycota; Agaricomycetes; Agaricales; Omphalotaceae. The coding region runs from base 1 to 1524 and encodes 507 amino acids. Gene Ontology annotation, biological process: adenylate cyclase-activating G protein-coupled receptor signaling pathway. The transcript is spliced from 14 exons. Gene Ontology annotation, molecular function: G-protein beta/gamma-subunit complex binding; GTPase activity; guanyl nucleotide binding. The record is from RefSeq and is a predicted model, not a curated record. Gene Ontology annotation, cellular component: heterotrimeric G-protein complex.